Candida albicans SC5314 is the source of this 1155-nucleotide messenger RNA. RefSeq lists its product as uncharacterized. The transcript has a single exon. NCBI's taxonomy places the organism in Eukaryota, Fungi, Ascomycota, Pichiomycetes, Serinales, Debaryomycetaceae. The coding region runs from base 1 to 1155 and encodes 384 amino acids. The record is from RefSeq and is a predicted model, not a curated record.
AUGUGGCCGGUCARCCAUGUGGGGCUCAAUGAUGAUGGGAGUAUGGUUGUGUUGGUGAGUACUAGACAGGGUGUCAUACAGGGUUAUGACAAGCGGGAGUUGAAGUGGACACUGUCGGUGCACUUUCGAGGUAAAGUGUUGGAGUCGUUUUUCAGGCGGAGAACUGUGCCGGGGUUUUUAGCACGUAAAAUGAUUAGAAAGAGGAGGGGCAGUGAUGCGUCRAUGUCGUCGGUAAAUUCGCUGAUCAAUGCGAACUUUCCGCCACCAAUACAGAUGAARUCGUUUGGACAGAAACARCGUGAGAGGACUAGUAGGGAAGAGUUUGUGAUGGUCAUGGAUAGUGGGGAGAUACUUGUUGUGUCGUGUAAUGAUGGGAAAGUACAGAGUUAUGAUGUGAAGCAGCAGUUGGUCUGUGCAAUAAAGAUAAGAACACCAAGGGUGAUGGAUAGAAUUGUUGUGCAGACGAAGGAGUUGGAUAUUAUUGUGGUGAACAUYGUCAAYAACAGCAUGAAGAGCAGAAAGCUAGAGGUGGCGCCCCUGAAACUGUGUGGGAUAUUUCCGGUUGAGUUUGUGGGGUUCUUURUACGUGUUGACGGGUUAGAGUGUCAGCUUAUAGAUGUGAACACGGGGGUGGUCAUSAAACUGUUUGGGGUCGGGAAUAUGAAGGUGAACUCGUUGAGGGUGUCGUAUCCUGAGCCGCUGCAUUGUCGGUUUUGUGGGAGUGCUGCGAUCUCAUCGUUCAGUGUGGUAUAUGAGAUAGAAGGGGUGGUAGUGGUKCACACGUUCAGGGUAGAUAAGAAAGCAAUAUGYUUGAGAGUUGAGAGAGAUCCCAGGGAAAUCCGAUGUGUUGGGUUUGGUGGUGCAGAGGAGAAGGUCGACUGGUAUGAGAAUGUUGUUGGGUAUGAAGUAACCUCUGUCAAUCUGAUGAUCGGGGUGGUACAGAAGAGUAGUGGGUUAAGAAAUAGGAAAGUCAAGCAAGCCAAGGAGUAUGAGCUUAUGGUGGUUAGUUUGGGGAGUGGCAAAGCCGAGUAUUACGAGUAUAAGGUUGAUGGUGUGUUGUGGGGGGUUGAGCGGUACGGCCACAAGUCGGUGAUACUCAACCAGGGGAGAAGAAUGGAGGUUGUGUAUGUAGGGAAUAGCAAGCUAGUUGAUUAA